Molecule: messenger RNA, 2363 nt
Organism: Nyctereutes procyonoides (raccoon dog)
Lineage: Eukaryota; Metazoa; Chordata; Mammalia; Carnivora; Canidae
Gene: P2RY14
Product: purinergic receptor P2Y14
Exons: 3
Coding region: 283-1305 (340 amino acids)
Biological process (GO): G protein-coupled receptor signaling pathway
Cellular component (GO): membrane
Molecular function (GO): G protein-coupled purinergic nucleotide receptor activity
Source: RefSeq, a predicted model, not a curated record
GCAGUGACAGGAGACCUAUUAUUUUGCGGUUUCUGUCAAGUUCCUGAUUUUCAUCUGCUCUUGAAGACGAGCAGGAACUCGGCGCACAGGCCCAGUCUGGAGCAUACCCUGAGACACUCUGAAUUGAGCUCGCAGGCGCAGGGCCCCAGGCAGGAUUAUUAGUGAAGAACCUCUAUGGCCACUUCAAGAUGACAAGCACACAUUGGACUAAAUUGCUUCACUGAACGGAAGCUUCCUAUUAUACAAAAAAAAAAAAAAGGCCUCCCCUCCGGAAGGUACAAGAUGACCAAUUCCAGCACCACACAGCCUCCAGAGGAGUCCUGCUCGCGGAACACCGUCAUAACUCAGCAGAUCGUUCCUGUGCUGUACCUCGUGGUCUUCGUCGCGGGGAUCCUGCUCAAUGGUGUAUCUGGAUGGAUAUUCUUUUACGUGCCAAGCUCCAAGAGUUUCAUCGUCUAUCUCAAGAACAUUGUUGUUGCUGACUUUCUGAUGAGCCUGACUUUUCCCUUCAAGAUUCUGGCCGAUUCGGGCCUGGGGCCCUGGCAGAUCCACGUGUUUGUGUGCAGGGUCUCCGCUGUGCUCUUCUACGUCAACAUGUAUGUCAGCAUCGUGUUCUUUGGCUUCAUCAGCUUUGACAGAUACUAUAAAAUCGUGAAGCCUCUUUUGACUUCUUUCAUCCAUUCCGUCAAUUACAGCAAACUCCUGUCAGUGAUGGUGUGGGUGCUCAUGCUCCUGCUGGCUGUCCCCAACAUCAUCCUGACCAACCAGAACGUGAGCAACGUGAAGGUUACACGCAUAAAAUGCGUGACACUUAAAAACGAACUGGGACUAAAGUGGCAUAAAGCCUCAAACUACAUCUUUGUGGGCAUCUUCUGGGUUGUGUUUUUUUUGUUGAUCUUUUUCUACACUGCUAUCACGAGGAAAAUCUUCAAGUCCCACCUUAAGUCCAGAAGGAAUUCCAUUUCGGUCAAGAGGAAAUCUAGCCGCAAUAUAUUCAGCAUCAUGUUUGUAUUUUUUGUCUGUUUUGUACCUUACCACACUGCAAGAAUCCCCUACACGCAGAGCCAAACAGAAGCUCAUUACAGCUGCCGAUCAAAAGAAAUUUUGCUCUAUGUAAAAGAAUUCACUCUGCUCUUGUCGGCUGCAAACGUAUGCCUAGAUCCUAUUAUUUAUUUCUUCCUAUGCCAGCCCUUUAGAGAAACCUUAUGUAAGAAACUGCAUAUCCCUUUCAAACCUCAACAUGACUCAGAAACAUCCAAAACCAAAAGAGAAAAUACGACGCAUGAAAGCACAGACACACUGUGAAUUCCCACCUCCUUUCAAACAAAAUCCAUGUACACGUAUUUGCAAUCUUCAGCUACAGAAGAAGAAGAAACAUGUCCAUGCUGAUAAGUAUCAUCGCUAGGCAUUACAAUCCAAUUCAGUUAAUAAACACAAAAUAGAAGUUUCCUUGCUUUUUUGUAAUAUCAGAGAAAAAAGUAAUACAUGCAUUACUCCAUUUUGUUCCAUCAACAAAGAUGAUUUAAAUCACUAGCCUGGUCAGUUAAUGUAGAAAUUUAAAUAGCAUAAAGAAAAUAGGAAGCAAGCAAGGCAAUUCACUGGGGCAUCUUCCUUCUCUAAAACACAAAAAUUAAGUUAUAUGAUUUUCUUUCAGCAGGGUCACCAAAGACCAACUUAAGACAGGCACAGUCUGAUUAAAGAACUAGAGAUCUGUUUGUAGUGAAACAAGUUUUUUCUGAUUUGAAGAAGAUAAGCAGACACCAAGAAAAUUACUUAAGAAAUCCCCUAUGACUUAUCGUCAUGGCAUUUCAAAGGAAAGUUGAUAGAAAUUCUGUUCUUUACAGAAAAACAGUAAUAUUUUUUUCUGAUAGCAUUUUGAGGUUAAUAUAAGAUACAUUUUAAGUAUGUUUUAUAGGAAGACUUAUUAAUCUACUUAAUAAGCCUGGAGUUCUGGUGUUAAAAUAUUUUUAAGUGGACUCUAUUGAAGGAAGCUAGAUAUUGGUAUGCGCUGCCAGCAACCUUCCCUGUUCAAUGGUAUGGGGGGAAAAAGGCUGAUUGGGACAAAGACACACACAUACACACAUCUAGGAGCAGCGGAAGCAGUUUUCUUGGAAAGCAACCGGUACUUGGAAAAAGUAAAAUCUGAGAUUUACAAUUAUGAGUGAAAAAUUACACAUAAAAUGAAAAUUUACAGAUCACAUUUUUGGAAAAGCAGAUGAAUUUAAAAUGUGCAGAUAUGGAAUAUGGUUGCUGGCUUGUGAGUUAUUGACUGGCCAGAAGACAUCCAGGCCACCUUCUAAAAGUUCUUCUCAAACAUUUUUUAAGUCACGUGUAUGUACUUUUUUCCUUUACUGCAUAUGUAC